AUGGUGUCAAGUUUUGUUUGCAGCAAAACCAACGCGGCGGUGGGUGGACUAAUCGCGGCUGAAUUACUACGUUCUGAUCAUCCUGUGAAAGUGAGCUGGGGUGCCGAAACGACGAUUUCGUACGCGACCCGGACGCUUGCGUGCAUCACCAACAAUGAUGUGCUUCGCGCGCUGGCCCGCGAGGUCCCGUCACUCCGGUUGUACGGUGAGACCCCGAUCGAGCGUACACAAAUCGACCACUGGCUAACCUACACGCUGUCAAUGGAGAAAGAUCCCUUGGAUGAGCUAAAAUAUCUGAACAAAUGUCUCGGCCCACUGACGUUCCUGGUCGCAAACCAUCUUACGAUCGCUGAUUUGGCCGUGUUCAACGAGCUGUACGUUCGAUUCGAGGAGCUGAAGAAAAUAGGCAUUCCCGUACAUGUGCAGCGCUGGUACAAUCUUAUUUUAGCGCAACCGUGCACAAAAGAAGCGUUACGCCUAUACGAUGGCGAGCUACGUGCCGCUGUGGCGUCGGCAAAGACUAAAACGAAGGAACCGUCUCCCGAAAAGGGAUCCGACGGAAAGCGCGAGCAAGGCAAAUUUGUCGAUUUGCCGGGCGCUGAGAUGGGCAAGGUAGUAGUGCGGUUUCCACCGGAGGCUUCUGGUUAUUUGCAUAUUGGGCACGCCAAAGCUGCACUGUUGAACCAAUAUUACCAGCAAGCGUUCGAAGGAACGUUGAUAAUGCGAUUCGACGACACGAACCCGGCCAAAGAAAAUGUGCACUUUGAGAAGGUGAUCCUUGAGGACUUGGAGAUGCUGCAGAUCAAGCCGGACUUAUUCACACACACCUCUCAGUACUUUGAUCUGAUGCUGGACUACUGCGUUCGCUUGCUGAAGGAAGGUAAGGCGUACGUGGAUGAUACGGAACCGGAGCAGAUGAAGAAAGAGCGCGAGGAACGCGUCGAGUCGAAGAAUCGCAGCAACACGUCCGAUCGCAACCUAGCCAUGUGGGCGGAAAUGGUGAAGGGUACCGAGGCCGGUCAAAAGUGUUGCGUGCGAGCGAAAAUCGACAUGGCUUCAGCGAAUGGAUGUAUGCGGGAUCCAACAAUCUAUCGGUGUAAAAACGAGCCGCAUCCUCGGACCGGAACACAGUACAAGGUGUACCCGACGUACGACUUCGCUUGCCCCAUCGUCGACGCGAUAGAGAACGUGACGCACACGCUGCGCACGAUGGAAUACCACGAUCGGGACGAGCAGUUCUACUGGUUCAUCGAGGCUCUGGGACUCCGUCGUCCGUACAUAUGGGAGUACAGCCGAUUGAACAUGACCAACACGGUUCUUUCGAAGCGAAAACUGACCUGGUUCGUCGCGGAAGGACUGGUCGACGGGUGGGACGAUCCUCGCUUUCCGACAGUUCGCGGUAUCCUGAGGCGUGGCAUGACGGUGGAGGGUUUGAGAGAAUUCAUCAUAGCACAAGGUUCGAGCAAGUCCGUCGUAUUUAUGGAGUGGGACAAGAUCUGGGCAUUCAACAAAAAAGUGAUCGAUCCGAUCGCCCCUCGCUACACGGCACUGGAGAACGACAACCGCGUUCCAGUGAAUGUGGCAGGUGUGCAGUCGAGCACGCUUCAGGCCGCGGUACAUCCAAAGAACGCCGACAUCGGAUCGAAAACAGUCCAUCUCGGUCCGCGAAUACUCAUCGACAUGGCCGACGCGAAAGAGUUGAAGGAGGGCGAAAACGCUACAUUCAUCAAUUGGGGCAACUUGAUGGUGAAAAGGAUAAAUCGCGGCCCGGAUGGAGUUCCCCUGUCGAUUGAUGCCACGCCGAAUCUGGAGAACAAGGACUACAAGAAAACGCUCAAAUUGACUUGGCUUUGCGAGCUGUCGGCAGAACAGUACACGCCAACGUACUGCGUGUACUUCGAGCACAUCAUAAGUAAGGCCGUGCUUGGAAAGGAGGAAGAUUUCAAAAAUUACAUCGGCCACAAAACACGGACCGAGGUUCCAAUGUUAGGUGAUCCGGAGCUGAAGAAAUUGAAAAAAGGAGACAUCAUUCAACUCCAACGUCGCGGAUUCUUCAAGGUAGAUCAGGCCUAUCAGCCGGCGAGUGAGUUCAGUGGCGCAGAAACGCCGAUAGUACUUUUCGCGAUUCCAGAUGGCCACGUCACGGCCGUUCCAACGGCUAAUGUACCGAAAAAAGAAGCUGCGGCAGCUGAGGGCAAAAAAUCCAAGCAGGCAUCGGCUAAAUCUGCCAACGUUGCCGCGGCAUCGACAGGAGGUGGCGGUGCGCCGGAUCCCUCCAGUCUUAACAACUCCAUCACCCAACAGGGCGAGAAGGUCCGUAAGCUAAAAGCGGACAAAGCACCGAAGGUGGAUGUUGACGCGGCAGUGAAAGUGUUGCUCGAUCUGAAAGCACAGUACAAGGCGCUUACGGGCAGCGACUGGAAACCGGGUGUUAGUGUUACGGUCGCUCCUACGCAGAACCCGUCUGUUGCAGCAUUAGACGCAGACGCGCUAAACGCAAAGAUCACCAAGCAGGGUAAUUUGGUACGUGAUUUGAAGACGAAGAAGGCACCCAAACCGGAAGUUGACGCCGCUGUGAAGACACUGCUGGAGUUGAAAGCGCAGUAUAAGGCGACGACGGGAAGUGACUGGAAGCCGGGUGCCGCACCUGCACCAUCAGCUGCUGCUCCUCAGUCCGGUGCACUGAAGCAAACGAGCAGCAACGCCACCGGGAAAGAGGCCGACGAGCUCAACCAGAAGAUCAUCGCGCAAGGUAAGGUGGUGCGUGAUUUGAAGGCCAAGAAGGCUCCAAAGUCGUACGUUGAUGUGCAGGUUGCCACGCUCCUUGCGCUCAAAAGAAAAUACAAACAGGCCACGGGUGGGCAGGAAUGGAAACCUCGCUAUCGAUGGUGGUUAAAAAAGAAACUUAAAUCCGCAGGUUCAAGCGGUGUCAACGGAGAGGCCGCUCUGUUGGCUCAAAUUGACGCGCAGGGUGACAAAGUGCGCACGCUUAAGAGCAGCAAGGCUGACAAACCGACAGUGGAUUCGGCGGUUGCUGCUCUGCUGAAGCUUAAGGCCGACUACAAGACGCUAACCGGAAAGGAUUGGACGCGCGAUACAACCUCUGCCCCGAAGUCUGGCACCACCGGAACGGCGCCAUCGUCUGAGAGCACAAAGAACGGAAAAGAAAACAUGUGUCCAACGAGCGGUGCGGACGGCCAGGGGGCGCUGGUAGAGAAGAUCACCAAACAGGGCGAUACGGUGCGCACGCUCAAGAGCGGUGGUGCACCGAAACCCGAAGUCGACGCAGCCGUCAAGGUGCUGUUAGAUCUGAAGGCGGAGUACAAGAAGCUCACCGGUACAGAUUUCGUCCCGGCCGGUGGUGCCGGUGGCCGGCAGCCAUCGAAACCAGCGGCAGGCGCGAAGAAGGAACCGAAAGCUAAGCAGGAACCGAAGGCUAAACAAGAACCAAAGGCUAAGCAGGAACCGAAGUCCAAGCAGGAGCAACCGGGCAAGGCGUCGGGCAAGGAUGACGGUACAGGGCCCAAAAAGCAGACCCGGCUCGGGCUCGAAGCCACCAAGGAGGACAACCUCCCGGACUGGUACUCGCAGGUGAUCACGAAGGGUGAGAUGAUCGAGUACUACGACGUGUCCGGGUGCUACAUCCUGCGUCACUGGUCGUUCGCCAUCUGGAAGACGAUCCGCAAUUGGUUCGAUGCGGAGAUCACACAGCUCGGCGUGAAGGAGUGCUACUUUCCGAUCUUCGUGUCACGGGCCGCACUCGAGCGCGAGAAAACGCACAUCGCCGACUUUGCGCCGGAAGUGGCAUGGGUCACGAAGAGCGGUGAUUCCGAGCUGGCCGAACCGAUCGCUGUCCGGCCGACGUCCGAAACGGUCAUGUAUCCGGCGUACGCGAAGUGGAUUCAAUCCUACCGCGACCUACCGAUCCGGUUGAACCAAUGGAACAACGUCGUGCGCUGGGAGUUCAAGCAUCCCCAGCCGUUCCUGCGUACGCGCGAGUUCCUCUGGCAGGAGGGCCACACGGCGUUCGCGACGAAGCAGGAAGCCGACGAGGAAGUGCUGACGAUACUGGACCUAUACGCGAAGGUGUACACCGACCUGCUGGCCAUCCCGGUGGUAAAGGGUCGCAAGACGGAGAAGGAAAAGUUUGCCGGUGGCGACUACACGACCACGGUCGAGGCGUACAUCUCGGCGUCGGGUCGCGCGAUCCAGGGCGCAACAAGCCACCACCUGGGACAGAACUUCUCGCGCAUGUUCGACAUCGUGUACGAGCACCCGGAGACGAAGGAGAAGGAGUACGUGUACCAGAACUCGUGGGGCAUCACGACACGCACGAUCGGCGUCAUGAUUAUGGUGCACGCGGACAACCAGGGCCUGGUGUUGCCACCGCGUGUCGCCUGCAUUCAGGUGGUGAUCGUUCCGUGCGGUAUCACCGCGACCACCACGGAUGACGAGAGGCGUAAGCUGUACGAUAGCUGUCGGCAGCUUGAGCAGGUGAUCGUGAGCGCGGGCAUCCGGUGUGAGGGUGAUUAUCGGGAUAAUUACUCGCCCGGCUGGAAGUACAAUCACUGGGAGCUGAAGGGCGUGCCGGUGCGCAUCGAGCUCGGCUUUAAGGACCUGCAAAACGAUCAGUUUGUGGCCGUACGGCGUGAUAACGGUGCAAAGCAGACGAUCAAACGUGGCCAGGCGACGGCCGAGCUGCCGAAGCUGCUUGAAACCAUCCACGCCAGCAUGUACGCGAAGGCCGAGCGUGAUCUGCACGAUCACACCAAGGUCACCAAGCAGUGGCCCGAGUUCCUGCAGUUCCUGGAGGCGAAGAACGUCAUCAUGGCACCGUUCUGUGGGGAGAUCAGUUGCGAGGAUCGCAUCAAGGCGGAGAGUGCGCGGGAUGAUGCCGAAGCCGAAGCUGGCGCCCCGGCCAUGGGCGCUAAAUCGCUCUGUAUCCCGUUCGUACAACCGGCCCAGAUCGAUUCUGCAGUGGAUAAGUGCGUCCAUCCGGCUUGCGGUCGGGUGGCCAAAUUCUACACCCUCUUCGGUCGAAGCUACUAAAGCGAUUUCGUUCUUAAGUGAGCUCUCGGCAGCUGUACGUGGCUCAAAAAGUGUGUAUGAUCGUGCCGGAAUCUGCCGUACACAUGUCAAGCAAGCGUAAAAGCAUUAAAUUUAAGCUGUGUUGAUCCCAGCGCAACGGCUCGCUAUCGAUCGCUUUCGUUUCGUUUUGCUAUAUGUAAUUAAGUUCAAUCGUUGUUCGAUAAAUAAACAAAUGUAGCGGCCAGACAAUAUUUGAAGCAAGAAAUGAUAUGUGAAGAAAAUAAA
This is a messenger RNA of Anopheles nili, 5313 nucleotides long. RefSeq names its product bifunctional glutamate/proline--tRNA ligase (gene GluProRS). The transcript has 5 exons. Gene Ontology annotation, cellular component: aminoacyl-tRNA synthetase multienzyme complex; cytoplasm. Gene Ontology annotation, molecular function: proline-tRNA ligase activity; glutamate-tRNA ligase activity; ATP binding. Gene Ontology annotation, biological process: glutamyl-tRNA aminoacylation; translation; prolyl-tRNA aminoacylation. Lineage: Eukaryota; Metazoa; Arthropoda; Insecta; Diptera; Culicidae. Bases 1 to 5049 code for a protein of 1682 amino acids. The record is from RefSeq and is a predicted model, not a curated record.